ACAGUGAGCUGUCUAUGUUAGACUAAAUCUUAAACCACUCAAAUGGUAACUUAAGUAAAUAACUGCAGAAGCAAGCCCUAAAAGCAUAGGAUACCGAAUCACUCUUUCAGUUCGUGUACACAAACGUCAAUCUCUCCAAACUCCAAAGUAUCUCAAUCUUCAAUUCCCCUACUGAAAUCUGACUCUAUCAAAACUGAAUCUUGUAAAUUAAAAUUCAAAAAUUCCCACAUGAAUCUCCGACUUUUUCUCUUCUGUUUCAUCAUCCUCACCUAUUAAAUCUAAUCCUUUUGCAGCUUUACCUAUUAUUCGUCUUUCACCACCAUGUAUUCCCCUUUUAGAAAAGCUAAAGGGGAAAUGGGUGGUGGAAAUAGCAAAUCCAGAUGGAAAAUCUUCAUUUACAGGUCUUCUUCUUCUUCAGCCUCUUCUUCCUCCAAAUUCGAUAAAAAGGAUCCUCCAAAAGAACUCUUGUGUCCCAUUUAUGGAUCUUUGAUGUAUGAUCCAGUUGUGGUGUCUUCCGGCCAAACUUUCGAGCGCACUUCUGUUCAAGUAUGUAAAGAUUUAGGGUUUAAACCCCAACUUCCCAACGGCUCAACCCCUGAUUUCUCUAACGUGAUUCCUAAUUUAGCUUUGAGGACGACGAUUCUCAGCUGGUGUGAAAAGUCUGGAGCGGAGAAGCCUCGGCCACCCGAUUAUUACGCCGUCGAGUCCACUGUUCGCACUUUGGUGCCUUCUUCUUCUGUUUCGACCACCAAAGAAGAUCCCAGAAUACGAGUUUCAGAGAGGGAAUUGCUUAAAAGCGUAGCGGAAAAUCCACCUAUGCUUUUAUCUCACGCCGCCUCUGAACUGACCCCAAGGAAUAAUCAUCACUUUUACUCUCCUUCGAGCUCAGAAGAAUCUGUCAUCGCUAACAACUCGCCGCUGCUCCCUUUUACCACUCGUCCCUCCUGCUAUUCCUCUUCGUCGUCGCAAUCGACUUCGUCGGAGAUUAUAGUCUCCGAUGAAGUCCCGUCUUCUGCUUCCACGUCAUCCGAAGAUGAUUAUUACGUUGUACAGUUCAAGAAAUUAGAUGUUUAUGACCAGGAACAAGCUGUAAUUUCACUGAGGAAAAGCACUAGAACUGAUGAGGAAGCUAGGGUUUCACUGUGCACGCCGCGGCUUUUAUCGGCUCUGAAGCCGCUGAUGGUCUCAAGGUACGCCAGUGUUCAGACGAACGCCGUCGCCGCAAUGGUCAACCUCUCGCUGGCAGAAGUCAACAAAGUAAGAAUCGUUAGGGCGGGUAUUACUCCGCUGUUAAUUGAUGUUUUGAAAGGCGGCUUCGAGGAGUCUCAGGAGCAUGCAGCCGGCGCUAUAUUUAGCUUGGCUCUUGAAGAUGACAACAAGACGGCGAUUGGAGUGUUAGGUGCGUUGCAGCCGCUUUUACACGCGCUGAGGUCGGGUACUGAGCGGACUCGUCAUGACUCAGCAUUGGCUCUUUAUCAUUUAACCUUGGUGCAAAGUAACCGGGCUAAGCUCAUUAAACUCGGAGCCGCGAGUACGCUUCUGGGAAUGCUGAAAUCCGGCGAUAUGGCGGGUCGGGUGGUGUUGGUUGUGUGCAAUUUGGCGGUAUGUCAAGAGGGGAAAACUGCGUUGCUGGACGCCAACGCCGUAGAGGUACUAGUGGGAAUACUGAGAAAGGGGAGUGAGUUGGAUGAGUCAACUCGGGAGAAUUGCGUGGCGGCUCUUUACUCACUGAGUCAUGGUAGCCUGAGGUUCAAGGGGUUGGCGAAAGAGGCGAAGGCGGCGGAAAUAUUGCAGACGGUGGUGGAGAGAGGGAGCGAGCGGGCGAGGGAGAAAGCAAAGAGGAUGUUGAUUUCCAUGCGAGGAAGGUACAAGGAGGAGGAUGACGAAGAAGAGGUUGAUUGGGAGGGAGUGUUGGAGGGACGAGUGAGUCGGAUUCAGUACCGAGUCGGAAGAACCACUCACAAUCUCAACUCAACCGAGUUCUGAAUUAUGACCGAGUACAAAAAGGUGUAAUUAUCACAUAUUCUGGGAUUUGGGACUCAAUUAUCAUGUUUCAUGGUUAAAAUCUUUUUUUGACUUGCUUUUUUAGCUUUUGAUGUACUGCAUUGGGUCCCAACUCUUCUUUUUCUAGUUCUGGUGGUAGUUAUUAAAAAUGUAAUUUGGACUAUAAUUGUGAUUACUGUGUAAAUAAUUACUAGGAUGUGAGGAUUGGAAAUGCAUUUUUGGUUUAGAGUUUGUUUUUAUA
Molecule: messenger RNA, 2245 nt
Organism: Nicotiana tabacum (common tobacco)
Lineage: Eukaryota; Viridiplantae; Streptophyta; Magnoliopsida; Solanales; Solanaceae
Product: U-box domain-containing protein 40-like
Biological process (GO): protein ubiquitination
Molecular function (GO): protein binding; ubiquitin-protein transferase activity
Source: RefSeq, a predicted model, not a curated record